AAUGUAAACUCUAGAAAUGUACUUAUAUAUUUCCUGUUGAUUUUGACAUGUAGAAACAAUGCAUGUACCUUCUUAGACAGCAUGCAGAAUCAAAAUCACCUAUUUAUGGCUUCUAAAAAAUUGUUUCUCAAAGAAGAGUCUUUUAUCAGUGAUUGAUGAAAACAACAACAAAAGAAAAGAAAAAUGUCUCAGUUUGCUUAUCAUGCAUUUCUGAGUCUAGCAACAAGGAUGGACAAGUCCUUUGGAAAUCAUCUUCAUUCAGCUUUAUCAAAUGUUGGUAUUAGCGCAUUCAGUGUUGAAUCCUUAAGACUCUUUCAGUUGGUAUGACUUUGCACAAGACCACCCUUUAAAAGAGUUCGAAGGAGCUCUCAACAGAUGCAAUACAGCAUUGUGGUGGGCUUCCGUUAGCCCUCUAUGAUUUGCGUUCUUUUCUUUCACGGAGAGAUAUGGAAAUUAUAUGGAGAAGUAAACUGCAGAAAUCGGAAGCAAUCCCUCAUAGCAAAGUUCAAAAGAAUCUUGAGAUAAGCUACAAGUCUCUAGAUGAUCAUGACCAGAGGUUGUUCCUCCUUAUUGCUUCAUUUUUUGUUGGGAAGGACAGAGAUUAUGUUAUCACAUCUUAGAGGACCGCGAUUUGCACCCAACGGUUGGAAAUCAGAACCUCAUUGACAGAUCCCUCAUCAGCAUUGAUGACGAAAACAAAGUGAUGAUGCCUCCACUUAUUCAGGACAUGGGGAAAGAAAUUGUUCGUCGAGAAUCACCGGAUGAUCCCGAGAGAUUGUGUAACUUGUUGAACCAAUGGGGUCUGUCAAAUUACUUGACCGAAAACAAUGAGAGUGAUGCAGAUGGAGGAGAACUCCCAAGUGCACAUCUGCCGGAAGAUGGUCUUGUUCCAGCAGUUGGUCCUAAUGUUGCAAAAAGACCAUAUUAUCAAGGUUUUCCAGAAAUAGCCAUUCUGCCAUACCUCGGUCAUUCGUUGAAAAGGCGCUUUGUAGGACUUCUUUCGACGUUCCCAAUAUCUGGUGGCAUCAAAAGAUUCUUCCCAUGAAGAUGCCUUCUUUCUUUUGGAGAAACCAACAUUGUUCUGCUUAAUCACGUUGAGGUAGAAGGUAUACUAGAGUGUUGUGAGAGUCAGGAUUCACUCAGAGUUAUUUCCUGAUAAUAUCUGAGCGACAUUCUGUGUUAGUCGCACAAAUUUGUAAGUUAUAGAGUUGCAUUCGGUCCUGUUCUUUUUUUAUCAGCUUCAGCUCGGCGAUGGUGUAAAUUAUGUUUCAUUAACUUAUUGUACAGUCAUAAGGUCAUUUCUUGCUAGCUGCAUAGUUUCACUAAACAUGUAACCUUUAACCAUUCUCUCCAAAAAUGUCUAAAGUUUUACCUCAUUCAUAUUUCUGAUUAAACAGCAGAACAUUACCUUUCAUGUACUCUCAAGAGUAUUUUCCAUUUUAUAGGUGGAAUAAGCUUCUGAAUGAAUGGUGCUCUUGAGCUUCAAGCCAUAUCCAACUUUUCCAUGAAGUUAAUUCAUGGUGAAUAUAUCAUUUGAUUAGUUAUUUACUCUGCAUCGGUCUUUACCUUUUAGUGGGAAAUAGUGAUGGCUCUGGUUACCAAGGGUAUGACGUGAAUAAAAUUAUUCGGUACUUGUGUUAG
Messenger RNA from Capsicum annuum, 1641 nucleotides. RefSeq lists its product as uncharacterized. Lineage: Eukaryota; Viridiplantae; Streptophyta; Magnoliopsida; Solanales; Solanaceae. The transcript has 2 exons. The record is from RefSeq and is a predicted model, not a curated record. Bases 704 to 1045 code for a protein of 113 amino acids.